This is a messenger RNA of Fraxinus pennsylvanica, 1440 nucleotides long. The record is from the annotation of a GenBank genome assembly. Lineage: Eukaryota; Viridiplantae; Streptophyta; Magnoliopsida; Lamiales; Oleaceae.
AUGGAUGGACUAGCUGGUACAGAUGAUUUAGAGUCAGCCAGAACUGAACUAUCAGAGUUAGGUGGUAGUUGGAGAUCAUCGUCCCGGUAUCACAGGUCGAGUUUUGGAAGCGAUUCAGCCUCCAGUUUAGCAGAAAAUGUAUAUGUUGAUGAUGAAACAGUCUUAAAGUGGGCUGAGAUUGAAAAACUGCCGGUAUUUGAACAGUCGAGACUAUCUGUAUUUGAUGAAAAAGAUGAGGCCAAUAGUAAAGGGAAAAGGGUUGUUAAUGUUACCAAACUUGGCCCUCUGGAGAGGCAGAUGUUCAUUCAAAAGAUCAUUAAACACAUUGAACACGACAAUCUUAGACUGUUGCAUAAAAUGAGGAAGAGAAUUGACAAAGUCGGUGUAAGAUUACCCAGCAUCGAAGUGAGAUUUACCAAUUUGCGCGUUGAAGCAGAAUGCCAAGUAGUUCAUGGGAAGCCCCUUCCAACUCUUUGGAAUUCUUUAAAAGACAUGCUUCCAGACCUUACCAGGAUUACCGGUCUUUCAUCAGAAGAGGCUAAGAUAAGAAUCAUUGACGAUGUUAGUGGUGUCAUUAAGCCUGGAAGAAUGACUCUACUACUUGGUCCUCCAGGGUGUGGGAAGACCACUUUAUUAAAAGCACUUUCAGGAAAUUUGAACAAAUCUCUCAAGGUUACAGGUGACGUUUCAUACGAUGGAUAUAAACUAGAAGAGUUCGUGCCCCAAAAAACUUCAGCCUAUGUGAGCCAACAUGAUCUGCACAUCCCUCAAAUGACUGUCAGGGAAACGCUCGAUUUUUCUUGUCGCUGCCAGGGAGUUGGAAACAGAGCAGAAAUUAUGAAUGAGCUCACUAGAAGGGAGAAAGAGGGAAAAAUUAUUCCAGAUCCAGAUGUAGAUACUUACAUGAAGGCAAUUGCUGUGGAAGGGCAAAAGGCAACCGUUCAAACAGACUACAUACUGAAAAUUCUUGGACUUGAUAUAUGUGCUGACACACUUGUUGGAAAUCAAAUGAGGAUAGGUAUCUCUGGUGGUCAAAAGAAAAGACUGACAACAGGUAAAUCAAUGGCCACAUUAAGAGCUUCAGCUAAAAAUACACCUCUUACUUUUCUUGUCAUGGAUGAAGCCGAGAUGAUUGUUGGCCCAACAAAAGCCCUUUUUCUGGAUGAAAUCUCAAUUGGCUUAGACAGCUCAACUGCAUAUCAGACUGUUACAUGUCUUCGACAACUGGCGCAUAUUACUGAAGCUACAGUUCUUAUUUCACUGCUUCAGCCAGCACCAGAAACCUUUGAUCUAUUUGAUGACAUCAUCUUGAUGGCUGAGGGAAAAAUUGUGUAUCAUGGACCUCGAGAUUAUGUUUUAGAAUUCUUUAAGAGUUGUAGAUUUAGUUGUCCUGAAAGGAAAGGAGUAGCUGACUUUCUUCAGGAGGCGAGUGCACCGUGA